CAAAAGGAGAGUGUUAACAAGCUGACCCACACACAAGCAGAGACAGCCACAAUGAGUGAAAGAACUAAGAGAUCAGUAGGAGUUCUUGGAGCACCCUUUUCUAAAGGGCAGGCCAGAGGUGGAGUGGAAGAAGGACCAAUUUACAUAAGGAGAGCAGGUUUAAUCGAAAAACUAGAGGAACUCGAAUAUGAUGUGAGGGAUUAUGGCGAUCUGCAUUUUCCUGAGCUGGCCUGUGACGAACCCUUCCAGAAUGUGAAGAAUCCACGCACGGUUGGGCAAGCUACAGAAAAAGUUGCUAAUGCUGUUUCAGAAGUUACGAGAAGUGGAAGAGUUUGCUUAACCCUUGGUGGAGAUCACAGCUUGGCAGUUGGGACCAUCACAGGACAUGCUAAGGUUCACCCUGAUCUUUGUGUUGUUUGGGUGGAUGCCCAUGCAGAUAUUAACACUCCAUUGACAUCACCCAGUGGCAAUCUACAUGGACAACCUGUCUCUUUCCUAAUCAGAGAGCUACAAACCAAGGUGCCAGCCAUCCCAGGAUUCUCUUGGGUGCAGCCAAGUCUGUCUGCCAAAGAUAUAGUAUACAUUGGACUGAGAGAUGUAGACCCUGGAGAGCAUUAUAUUCUGAAGACUCUUGGGAUUAAAAGCUACUCAAUGUCAGAUGUGGACAGGCUUACAAUAAAUAAAGUGAUGGAAGAAACUAUUGAAUAUUUGGUUGGAAAGAAGAAAAGACCCAUCCACUUAAGCUUUGACAUAGAUGGUUUGGAUCCUAGUGUUGCACCUGCUACUGGCACACCCGUCGCUGGAGGUCUCACCUACAGAGAGGGCAUGUACAUCACAGAGCAGCUUUACAAUACAGGCUUACUUUCUGCAGUGGAUAUGAUGGAGGUCAACCCAUCGCGUGGAGAAACAGAACGGGAAGCCAAGCUGACUGUAAACACCUCCAUCGAUAUGAUCCUGUCCUGCUUCGGGAAGGCACGAGAAGGCUUUCAUGCAUCCUCCAUGCAUGUUCCUGAUCUGAUUUGAAUGCCAAGUCCUCUGCUAUGUCCACCUUGCAUACUUCAAUUUUAAUUAUUAAAACAGUAUAUUUUAAUGGACAGAAUGCUCAUAUCAAAAUGCAUAUAUUAUCAUUUCUCAGCAAGUUUGUUACAUUAUACAGUAGAGUUGAGAAUUUCUUUCAUUCUCAUGUUGACAAAAUAUAACUGCACAAGAUAGGGAAUCAUAGCACAAAUAAUAUUUAAGUUAUAUUAACUUCUUUUCUUUAAAAUGUAAGCAUUUAGAAUUUGAGGUCUUUGAUCUCUGUGACUUGUUUUUGUAUGCUUGUUAAUGUAGAUUUAUCUUAUAUAUAUUUUAGAGAGAGGAAUAGCUUGCUGUUUUGAUGUUACCAGUCAUAAUUUAUUGAUAUAAAUGAAACGGUUUUACAAUGCUUCCAUUUUUGUCUGAUGGGGGGGGUUGCACACUUCUGCUGCAGUGCAAUUCAUGUAUAGCAUAUCCUUUGCCAGUUGACUGCUUUCAAAUUGCAUCUAUUAAAUGUCUAAGCAAUAUUACGUUUGGAAACACGUUUUGCACAUAUUUAUGUGUUCAGGAAGUACUUUUGAUAUAGUGUGUUCUUGUACAUAGGAAUGUGCAUCAAAAAACUUAACUAUUCAGAGUACUUAAAUAAAAUGUAGAAGUAGUGAUAGCUGGGUCUAAUUUAUCCUAAAAUAAAUUUUGUUCUGACCUGAAAAAA
Messenger RNA from Rana temporaria (common frog), 1726 nucleotides. It is a transcript of the gene ARG1, whose product is annotated as arginase 1. NCBI's taxonomy places the organism in Eukaryota, Metazoa, Chordata, Amphibia, Anura, Ranidae. Gene Ontology annotation, molecular function: manganese ion binding; arginase activity. Gene Ontology annotation, cellular component: nucleus; cytoplasm; cytosol. The record is from RefSeq and is a predicted model, not a curated record. Bases 52 to 1023 code for a protein of 323 amino acids. The transcript is spliced from 8 exons.